Molecule: messenger RNA, 4337 nt
Organism: Pseudo-nitzschia multistriata
Lineage: Eukaryota; Bacillariophyta; Bacillariophyceae; Bacillariales; Bacillariaceae
Source: the annotation of a GenBank genome assembly
UUCUCUGUUUACUGUACGUCGCGCAAAAAAAMGUAUCGCAUUGCACCAAGUUACGAGCCGCAACGUAGAAAUGAGGUUACCGGUCGAAGCAACAACGAAGUUUUUUUGGGGUCAAUCAUGCUGUACCGUACUUCUACUACCUUACCGGCGGAACAAGACAUCGACGGAAAACAASACCUUCGUGYUGAACACUGCUCGUCUUUCUUCAUCAUUACCAUCCUUCCGACGCAAUAUAUCUCAAGGAGCAGCUUCAUUUCGCUGCUUUUGGCACAGCUUGGUAUCUUUUCUAGGUAUWAAUAUUUUAACUGGGCAAUUCCUCCGUYCCURUAAAACUUCGUGCCAACGAUGGCCGCCAUGGACAAUCUUUCCGUAGAACCGAACGCAUACGUCGAAGCGGAGUCGACCGAACACGUCGACGAGAUCGAAAACGAAGACGAAKCGUCGGUGUCCCCCCGCAAACGGGGAUCUGGGUUGAAGUCUUCCUCCGAAAAUCCCCGGCGGAAAAAACAAAAGGCCGGCAAGCCACUGUCCCAUGAAAGYAGCGAAAACGACACGACCCAAGACAAGGAAAAUAACGGGCGCCGUACCUCUUCUGCCUCCCGCCGCAGAACGACSAACGARUCUUCGACCGAUGCCACUGAUUUUCUUGCAGGCCGCAACAUAAACAAACCGAACAAACCUCCCGAGGCGGGAGUAAUUACAAGGAUUUACGCCGAAAACUUYAUGUGGUAAGUAACAACAAAACGGACCAGGAUGGAAUGGAAUGGAAGAGGGAACGAAGCGUAUGGAACGGGGAUGGCCAACUAAUUUGCGAKAUGCCUUCAAGGUUCCAUAUUCRAACAKCUUACCCCAUCGCUCGAUCUUAAUUCCAUUGCAAURAAUACAAAGCCAUCGCAAAUUGACCGUAGACCUGAACCGAAACGUCAACUUCAUCUACGGCCAAAAUGGAUCGGGAAAGUCGGCCAUCUUGGCAGCYAUUCAGAUAUGCCUGGGCGCCGGAGCCCGUCGUACACAYCGAGCACGMAAUCUGAAGGAUUUAGUUCGCAAGGAUACUUCMUCMAAUUGCGCMAAGAUUCGUGUCACCUUGCUCAACAAGGGCGAUGAUGCGUUUCAACACGAAAGAUAUGGGGACCACAUUACCGUAGAAAGGACAAUUGCACUUCGGGGAGGCUACAAUGGAUAUAAGUUGUACAGUGCGAAAAAYAUUGAGCAGUCGAGGUCGAAGAAGGACCUCGAUGAGAUGCUGGACAAGCUCAAUAUCCAGGUUGAGAAUCCGGUGGCCAUUUUGGAUCAGGAAGAAGCCAAGAAGUUUUUGACCGGSAAAGCCAAAGACAAAUACAAAUUCUUCGUAAAGGCAACCGAACUGGAGCGAAUCGAUAACACCUUCCGAAACACGAAGGAACAGCUAAUGGAUAUGGAAGUCAAAUCGGAUAGACUUSAGGAGUCACUCGAUCGAGACMGYGAACUGGUCSAGGAGACCAAGAAGGCAUACAAACAGCAUCAGGCUAUCGGGAAACUAGAGGGGAAAUAUUCGAAGCUCCAGAUCAAUAUGGGGUGGGCAAACUACAAAMUUGUCACUGAAGACGAGCAUACAAAAACAUUCGUACGUAUUGCUUCAUUUGUGUYAACACAAUUCUGAAUUUUCUUCAUGUUUUCAUCUCAUCAUUGUAUCUUUCUGUUGCUUURAAUAACCGUMACAGAAAUUUGAAAAAUUUAAGGAAAAAGCCGAGAAGAAAAGACAAGAAUUGACGCAAGCUGAGGCUGUUACCCAGGAGGCCGACGACCCAAACGAUGAGCGUCGCAACCGUCUAGAUACSCUCACGGCCGAGGCAGAUACCAUGGCGACUCUGAAACGGGAUUUGGAACAGCAACUCAAAAAAGCAACCGAACCCCAGAAGGCAUUGGCUAGACAAUUUAAGCUCCUGAAAAAGGAGGAAGAAAGUAUUAACAGAGCUUUGUUAGAGGCGAAUCAAGCCCUUCAAGCCAAGCGUGACGAGAUUGUGGCGAAGGCUGGAUCGGCCGAGUCGGAACAAGCACGCAGAAAUCAACGAMUGCAAGCUGCCGAGAAGAAGAUUGCAGAGGAAAAAAYUCGCCGCAACGAAAUCAAACAGGCUGUGACGGAUGCGUUGAACUCCUACGAAGAUUUGGAACCGGAAGUAAUGGGAGCAAAACAAAUUGUCUCGCAACUMGAAAAUCAACUGAGAGGAAUCGAAGGCAAAAUUCGAUCGAUGGAAUCCUCUUCGGGAAAUUCCCUCGARAUAUUUGGCAGGAACUGUGGCAUAGUGAAACAAAUGGUAGACAAAGCAACUCAACAGGGUAGAUUCAAGGCACCCGUUAUUGGACCAAUAGGCUUUUACUGCAAAAUCCAACCGGGAAAAGAAGAGUUCGCCGCGUUGGCAGAACAAGCCAUCGGGAAUGGUGUAUUGGAUAGAUUCAUUGUGUUCAACGAUGCCGACCGAAAGACCUUUCAGAGUAUACGUAACCGAGCUAGGUGUAAGAUGGACUGUGGGAUUUUCCAGCAGUCCCAGCAUGCUCGAUACAAUAUUCCGGCACCGCCAAAGGGUGUCGAGACAGUCGCAACCGUUGUUUCUAUUCAGAAUGAUUCGGUGUUCAAUUGCCUCAUCGACUCGGCUAAAAUUGAAACGAAAGCCCUGUCUCGUGAUAAGAAAGAGAGUGAAGACUUGCUACUUGUCAAAGACAACAACAAUCGCAAUGCCAUUCGGGGAGGAAAUAUCAAAGAAGUCUACUUUCUUCCGAAUGGAGAUAAUUGGAAAGUCACCAAAGGUAUUUUGCAUAUGACUUCCAAUACCCGCAGAUUGAAGAAGACAAUUGGUGUCGACAUGACUGCGGCCGUUGAAGAUGCAAGAAACGAGUUCCAAAGCAUCAAGGAAAACUUGAGGCAAAAGAAUCUCGAUUUCAAUAGGUUGAACCAAAAGCACACAGACUAUAAAAAGCAGUGGAACAUUAAGAGGCGAGAAUUAAGAAACAAUGAACGUGAGAUUGAUCAAGCAACGAAGGAAAUCGAUGAGAUUAAAGCAGAGGAAGCAGCUUUUGUCGACAACGACAUCGACACUUCGGAGGAGGAGGAGGAAGUAUCCACAGCCCAAGCCCAUCUAGAAAAGGUCAAGGAGAAUCAAGAGAAAGCGCAGGACUUGAUGAAAGAAAAAGUUCCAGAGAUUCAACAGAUCAAAGAUAAGCUUCAUGAAAUUACAAACCGAAAUGAAAUGAUUUUGAAUGAUUUAGAUGAAGCACAACAAGCUUUAAGUCAACACUAUCAAGCGAUAGAAAUUCAAAAGGAAAAAUUAGAGAAGAAACGGCAAAAACUUGAGCAAUACGAAGAGCUUGUUUCCCAGCAUACAGAAAUAGUCAGAGAUGCGCAGGAGGUAUCAAUUAAGUUCUUGGAUAUGGCAAGGAAGGUCCAAUAUGUCAACGACCAGGCGGAACGACGCCGAAAGCAGAGAGAAGACGGAGAAAAUGGGGAUCAAAUGGGUGAAACGCAGAUGUCGGUGUACAAUGAAGAACCAACAGAUGAAGAUCUUGCGAUGAUAGAGAUUCCACAGAAUCUUGAUGGUUUGAAACAUCCUGACUACUACAAAGGCAGAAUGGAACAAGUUGCAGCGAGAAUCGAAGCUGAGAGGCAACGACGUCUUAAAAAUGGGGACGACGAAGCAACUGCCUAUGCCAAAUAUACUCGUGCUCUGUCCAUUUUUCAAGCGAAAUCACAUCAAAUCGAAAAAAUCGAAGAUACAACCAGCAAAUUGAAGCAAGAUAUGGAACAAAGAGAGAGACGUUGGGGACACUUUCGUGAUCACAUCAGUGAUUUCACGGGCAUGAAAUUUAACGAAACUCGUAAGUAUUAUGGUCUGCAUCCAUCUUGGUGAAAAUUUCGGCACCAAAUCGUCGGCAAUUCUCAUCUCAAUCUUACCAUCUGAUCUUUUGUUUUAAAAAAAUAGUCCAUAUCAAAGGCUCCGCCGGAACGAUCGAAUUCGAUCACCACAAAGAAGAACUAAAUUUGAGUGUUUACAAGGAUUGUAACGAUAACGGGACUGAGCAAAAAGACGUGAAGGCUCUCAGUGGUGGGGAAAGGUCAUUCACGUAAGUUGUCAUAUCGCAAUCAAAAUGACUUGUAUUUGGUAUGAAACUUUUUUGUCCUGUACUCUUGCGCUUGCAACGAAGUGGAUCCUGAAUGUUUUCCUCUUUCUUGGAUUGUUUGUCUUGUGUAGGACCAUUGCCCUUCUAUUGGCCUUGGGAGAAUCAUUGGAAACUCCUUUCCGUGUGAUGGAUGAGUUCGAUGUGUUUCUCGAUCCGAACGCAAGAAAUAAAGUCAUUGACUUACU